This is a messenger RNA of Ectocarpus siliculosus, 964 nucleotides long. The record is from the annotation of a GenBank genome assembly. Lineage: Eukaryota; Phaeophyceae; Ectocarpales; Ectocarpaceae.
AUGGGCCGUCAACUCAAUCAAUCACAUCACGCCAACGUCCACGCCGUCGAAAUCCACUGCGUCUUGGCAAAGACGUCUGGCGGCAAGCUUCUCAAGAACGCAACUCCGACAACCAAGAAGCGCAUCGGCAAAUCGUGCGUUCGCGCCGACGAGAACAACAUCGCGGACGAUCUUCAGACCGGCUGCACGGGGAUCAUCUCCGAGGGGGACCUCGUGAUCAAGGACUGGGACCCCCCGCUCCACUUCUACUGCGCCAGGAGGCUCUGGAAGGAGUCCGUCACCCAAACCCUCAAGGCGAAGAAGAUCAUCAAGGAGAUAGGGACCACCGAGGAGGAGGAGGAUUAUUUCGUCAACGUCUUCUGCGUUCACGCCUCGACUCGUGAAAACCUAGCCCAAGCUCUGGACAGCUCCAACUUCGCCUGCGUCACCAACAUGGCCCUUGAGUUAGUCUACUCGUGGCUCUGAUCGGUUGUUUCGCUUUACGCUCCUUUCAAUCAUUCGUCACAACAGCUCAUAGCCUGGACAACGCAUUGGUUGCAUUCAUUCUUUGCACUGCUUUUGCAAUUUGCGCUCAUGUGCAGGUCGCUGGAGGUUUCUCUCACGCUUUCCUAGCUUCCCUGCUUCAAUAGAGUCGGGGUAUGCGUGUGUGCGUGUGCGAGAAGUGGUUGCGUAUAAGUCUCGACAUUUGACGCAUUAACAAUGAUUCGUCACCUUGCUUUAAGGAAUUUGCGCCCACGUAUAUGUGGCUAUGAACAUCGGGGUAUGCGUGCUCUCCAUAAUAAGGAGAAUGUGCGCAGAGGGGAAUUGGUUGCAUCAUGUUUGUCCCUUGCGACGAGGACGCUUUUUUCGCUUCAGUUCUUCAAUAGGUCGGGGUAUGCGUGCUCUCCAUAAGUAGGAUAUGUGCGGGGGGAAAGUGGUUGCAUGCAAGGUUGUUACCAUAUCUAAUACUUCAUUUGGUCUCCUC